Drosophila mauritiana is the source of this 3706-nucleotide messenger RNA. RefSeq names its product forkhead box protein O (gene foxo). Gene Ontology annotation, molecular function: DNA-binding transcription factor activity, RNA polymerase II-specific; RNA polymerase II cis-regulatory region sequence-specific DNA binding. Gene Ontology annotation, cellular component: nucleus. Lineage: Eukaryota; Metazoa; Arthropoda; Insecta; Diptera; Drosophilidae. The record is from RefSeq and is a predicted model, not a curated record. Bases 563 to 2425 code for a protein of 620 amino acids. The transcript is spliced from 11 exons. Gene Ontology annotation, biological process: regulation of transcription by RNA polymerase II.
GCGAAUCAGUUUCAGUUGUCAGUUCGCAUCCAACUAGAAAGCAGUUAACGAGUAGUCUGUGUUUUUUCGCUUGCGGUUAAAAGCCACGAGCUUAAGCAAAACCGCCGCCCAGCAACAACAAGAAAACCACUUAAUGAGUGUGUGUGUGUGAGCAGAAAAUUAUGCCAACAGAAUUCUAAAAAAAAUAUAUGUAUAUAUUUAAAUAACCACUAAAAAUCAAGAAAUCCGCACAAGUUUCGCUCAAAACAACAACACAAUCAUAUAUACUACCCAUAAAACAAACAAACCCAUAAAAAAGUGCAAAGCAACCAGGAAAAUAAAGUAAAACAGUGCCAGUUAACAACAGCGAACGGCGAUCAACAAAUCCCACCGGCAAAAUCAACAAUUUUCUAAAUCGCAGUCAACAAGGAGCAACAAAUUAGCCAGCGAUUUCCCGUUGCGAACAUUUGGCUGAUAAAAGAUUUAUCGCGAAGCUUCUCCAUUCGCUUCGAUAUCUUUUGGGCUGGCGAGGAUUGCUUGAAGAGCCGCAAAGCUGCAACUGCACAACGACCUUUUCUACCCCAUGAUGGACGGCUACGCGCAGGAAUGGCCCCGGCUGACCCACACAGACAACGGCCUGGCCAUGGACCAGCUGGGCGGGGAUCUGCCCCUGGACGUGGGCUUCGAGCCACAGACCCGGGCCAGAUCCAACACAUGGCCAUGUCCGCGUCCCGAGAACUUUGUGGAGCCCACCGACGAGUUGGACAGUACAAAGGCCAGCAAUCAGCAGUUGGCCCCAGGAGACUCACAGCAGGCUAUACAGAAUGCGAAUGCAGCCAAGAAGAACUCAUCGCGUCGCAAUGCAUGGGGAAAUCUAUCCUAUGCGGAUCUCAUCACGCAUGCCAUUGGAUCGGCCACCGACAAACGACUGACUCUUAGCCAGAUUUACGAGUGGAUGGUCCAGAAUGUGCCAUAUUUCAAGGACAAGGGCGAUUCGAAUAGCAGUGCUGGAUGGAAGAACUCCAUACGUCACAAUCUGUCGCUGCACAACCGCUUUAUGAGGGUCCAAAACGAGGGCACCGGCAAGUCCUCCUGGUGGAUGCUGAACCCGGAGGCCAAGCCCGGCAAGUCUGUGCGCCGUCGUGCCGCUUCCAUGGAGACGUCCCGGUACGAGAAGCGGCGCGGCAGGGCCAAGAAGCGGGUGGAGGCACUGCGUCAGGCGGGUGUGGUGGGCCUCAACGAUGCCACGCCCUCGCCCAGCAGCAGCGUCAGCGAGGGGCUGGACCACUUCCCCGAGAGUCCGCUCCACAGUGGCGGUGGCUUCCAGUUGUCGCCCGAUUUCCGGCAACGCGCCUCAUCCAAUGCCAGUUCCUGCGGACGCCUGAGCCCCAUUAGGGCGCUGGAUCUCGAGCCCGACUGGGGUUUCCCCGUCGACUACCAGAACACAACGAUGACGCAGGCCCACGCCCAGGCGCUCGAGGAGCUGACGGGCACCAUGGCGGAUGAGCUGACGCUGUGCACCCAGCAGCAGCAAGGGUUCAGUGCCGCCUCGGGACUCCCCUCGCAGCCCCCGCCCCCGCCCUACCAGCCGCCACAGCAUCAGCAGGGGCAGCAGCAGCAGCAGUCGCCCUACGCCCUCAACGGCCCCGCCCCCGGCUACAAUACGCUGCAGCCGCAGUCGCAGUGCCUGCUGCACCGGUCCCUCAACUGCAGCUGCAUGCACAAUGCAAGAGAUGGUCUCUCGCCGAACUCAGUAACCACAACAAUGUCGCCCGCCUAUCCAAACAGCGAGCCCUCCUCGGACUCCCUGAACACGUACAGCAACGUGGUGCUCGAUGGUCCGUCGGACACUGCCGCACUGAUGGUGCAACAGCAGCAGCAACAGCAGCAGCAGCAACAAAUGUCCACCAGCUUGGAAGAUAAUAACUGCGCCUCUACUUUGAUAGGACAAUGCCUGGAGGUGCUCAACAACGAGGCGCAGCCGAUAGACGAAUUUAAUCUGGAGAACUUUCCCGUGGGCAAUCUCGAGUGCAAUGUCGAGGAGCUGCUGCAGCAGGAGAUGAGCUACGGCGGCCUGCUGGACAUCAAUAUACCGCUGGCCACGGUCAACACGAACCUGGUCAACAGCAGCAGUGGGCCCCUGAGCAUCAGCAACAUUAGCAACCUCAGCAACAUAAGCAGCAAUACCGGCAGCAGUCUCAGUCUGAAUCAGCUGCAGGCUCAGCUGCAACAGCAGCAGCAGCAGGCGCAGCAACAGCAACAGCAGCAGGCGCAGCAGCAACAACAGCAGCAUCAGCAGCACCAGCAACAGUUGCUGCUGAAUAAUAACAACAACAGCAGCAGCAGCCUGGAAUUGGCAACACAAACGGCUAGCACAAAUCUGAAUGCCCGGGUGCAGUACUCGCAGCCCAGCGUGGUGACCUCGCCACCAUCCUGGGUCCACUAGAUGCACCAGGGGAUCGAUCGUAAUCCCAAUCCCUGGGACGAUCGUUAGCCGGUGGUAGUCGUCGUUGUUGUGUGUGUGCGUGUGUGUUGUUUGUGUCGCCAUUGGAACGCUUUAAACGCUAAUUCUAAGAACCGUAGUGUAAAGAGUUGUAAGCAGCCGCAGAUGGUUGGGAAACUGGAAACGAGGAUGCUGAUGCGGAGUCGGUGUCUUUAUCGGGUAUGCAGCAGCUGCAGGAUCAGUGAGCAGAAAGCAGGAGCCGCAGCUGGACCGCCACUAAAAAGUUUACAAAGAUAAAUCUGGUCGCUUCUAAUCUAACAUACAUACAAUACAUAUACAUAGAUAUAUAACUACAAAUAUAUAGUUAUGCAUUACACAUAGAAACGAAGCAUACAAAUAAUACCAAUUAAUCACCAAUAAUUAGAUGCUACAAUUUGUGAAGUUCUCUGAGUGGCAGAAAGUUGAGAAAACAUCUUUGGCCACCAAUGAAGGGAAAUUUGAAUUGAAUUGAAAACACGGUUUAGUUAUUAGGUUCAACUUUGUACAUAUUAAUUUUAAUAACCUUGACGUAAUGAAACCCACAAAUAAUAAUAAUACUUCUACUGAUAAUAAACAACAAGAAACAGCGUAAAACGUAAACUAAAUGUUCGAUAACUAACUGGAAUAAUAUUUGCUAGCCAGCAGUCAUCGAGGAAAAUAGAAACAAGAAAUCGGCAACAGAAAAUAUAAAUGAAAAACAAAAGAAAUUAGCACAAUUAUGUAAUAAUUAAUGCUUAAUUAAUGUAUUUAAUUGAAGGUCUAAUUGUAAUUGUAUAUUUUUUUCUAUAAAGAGCAAAGAAAACCCUUAAAGAAGAAUACAACUUGUGUAAAAAUUAUGCUUAAGAUUCGCAAUGAUAUACGUAAUAAAUUCUCCGAUUAGUUAGCACACAUCAGAUCAGCUCGGCUUUGAAAAUAAAACCCUUUGUUACAUAAAUUUGCCAACAUCCAUAUGUAGAUCGUAGACCUAUAACAAAGAUUUGAGUGUUAUACAAUUAAUUUCAAAUAUUAGUAAAUGUAAAUGUUGAUAGGCAAAAGAGAAAUACAAAAUUAUAACAGAAUACCCACAAAACUCAAAAACCCAGCAGAACUAAAAGCAUAAAGUAAUAAGCAAAUACAUGCGCAUCAUUGUGUACUAUUAUGGGCUAAAUGUUAAUUAUUAACUAGAUUGUACAAUUCAAAUGUAGUUCAUACUAUUUAAAAUGCAAAAACGGAGUGAAGAUGAAUAAACUGAUGAUUCAAUAUAAG